Messenger RNA from Adineta ricciae, 600 nucleotides. NCBI's taxonomy places the organism in Eukaryota, Metazoa, Rotifera, Eurotatoria, Adinetida, Adinetidae. The record is from the annotation of a GenBank genome assembly.
AUGAUAUGUUUAUCUGUAAAUAGUUCAAGUAAACUGUCAAACAUGUGACAGUACAAUUCCAUAUGCUCGAUGUUCCACUAACAGUGCUUGUGGAUGCCUUCCUAUGGUAGGCGCUGAUAAUAUUGGUAUUUGUGCGUUUCUCUGGAAGUUCUGUUCUCAACUUCUACCAUGUGGAUCGUCGCAAGGUUGUUCUGAACCGGAUCAUGUCUGUGUUCAACAUUCUCGAUGCAGCAAUAAACCUCUCUGCUAUCCAGUAUCGAUGAUGAAUGACAAUAUUUGUCCACCUCAGCUAACCGUAAUGAAUACGACGAUGGCAACAAUUGCAACCACUACGACUACCGUGACUAUAAAUAAUACAGUUAUAAAAUCAAAAUUUCAACAAUAUGGAACGAUUGUUGCUGGCGGACAUAGAAAUGGUGACAAAUUAGAUCAUAUCUCUGGACCACAUCGGUUCUUUAUCGACGAAAACAAAGCGAUCACCAUGCUUGAUUCCUGGAAAAAUCGUGUUAUCAAAUGGAAAUCAAACGAAAAACAAGGAGCGAUUGUUGCAGGUGGAAAUGGAAAAGGAAAUCGAAUUGACCAAUUCGAUGGACCAAGCGA